AUGGCUGACACCGAAAAUCACGCGCGACUUCGAAAAGCUAUGAACCCAGCAUUUUCACCCCGUGCACUGGCAUCACAAGAACCCAUACUGCAGCAAAAUGUGGAACUAUUCCUGAAUAAACUGCAAGAUCAUGCUACCAAUGGUCUACAAUUAGAUCCGAGGCUCUGGUACAAUUAUAUAACUUUCGAUAUGAUCGGCGAUCUUGCUUUCGGCGAAUCUUUCGGCUGUUUGGAUUCAUCCGGAUUUCAUGCAUGGGUUCAGUUCGUAGUGGAUUAUUUUUAUGUGGCCACCUUACUUCAAGUUGUCCACAGAUUUAGCCCUCUAAAUAAGCUUCUUGCGGAUUUGAUACCUUCAUCAAUGAUGGAGCAGAAAAAGAAACACGCUGAAAUGACCGCUGAAAUGGUCAAGCGACGCAUGAAGCGGAGGACAGACAGUUUGGAUUUUAUUCACCCAUUAAUUGAAGCAAGAGACAGUGGCGCAAUUGCUACCGAUGAAAUUGAGCAGCAGGCUAGCAUCUUGAUACUGGCGGGAGGAGAAACAACUUCGAUAGCUUUGACAUCAGCUACCUACCUGCUACUACAGAACCCCGAGAAAAUGAAGAAUCUGGCCAAGGAGCUACAUACUCAUUUCCAACACGAAAGCGAAAUAGAUGUCUCGUCUAUAAACAAGUUGGUUUAUCUCCAAGCCGUGAUCCAAGAGACCCUUAGAAUGUUCCCCCCAAUUACAAACGGGUUUCCUCGGCAGACUAUUAUCGGCGGAGUCCAAAUUGAUGGCCACGUUGUACCUGACCAGGUAUGA
This is a messenger RNA of Penicillium waksmanii, 798 nucleotides long. RefSeq lists its product as uncharacterized. The transcript has a single exon. NCBI's taxonomy places the organism in Eukaryota, Fungi, Ascomycota, Eurotiomycetes, Eurotiales, Aspergillaceae. Bases 1 to 798 code for a protein of 265 amino acids. The record is from RefSeq and is a predicted model, not a curated record. Gene Ontology annotation, molecular function: iron ion binding; heme binding; monooxygenase activity.